Messenger RNA from Vigna radiata var. radiata (mung bean), 1625 nucleotides. RefSeq names its product subtilisin-like protease SBT1.9. The record is from RefSeq and is a predicted model, not a curated record. Gene Ontology annotation, biological process: proteolysis. Lineage: Eukaryota; Viridiplantae; Streptophyta; Magnoliopsida; Fabales; Fabaceae. Gene Ontology annotation, molecular function: serine-type endopeptidase activity.
AUAUGAGAUUUAUUACUUUGCAUCAGUCACAAAAGUAAGGUCAACUUUUUUUUUUUUCUCAUCACAAAGCAGCUUUGAUGCAGAAAAUUUGGUCCAAUUAUAUUGCAAUGAUAUUUUCCACAGCUUGUAAUAAUUACACGUCAACAUCAUUCAUGUUCUACAGACCGAAAAAAUCUUAUAUAUGAUGCAUGAUCUGAUCAGUUCUUUCAAACUAAGAAGUUUUCAUUUGAGUUGCAUAAACAAUGAGGGAGCCUAAGCCCAGUUUUGUGUUUCCAUUUCCUUUCAUGUUGAUCAUUGCUCAUUGGUUUCUGUUGGUUAUUCAUGGCAGUGCUGCUGAGAGUUCCACAUAUAUAGUCCACAUGGACAAAUCCCUGUUUCCUCGAGUUUUCACCACCCAUCAUGAUUGGUUUGAAUCCAUCAUUGAUUCCUCUAAAUCUGCAACACUUGGUAACUCAUCCAUACAAUCACAGAAAGUGUACUCCUAUAGCCAAGCCAUGUAUGGCUUCAGUGCAGUUCUAACAUCACAAGAGUUAGAGGCUGUCAAAAGCUCCCUUGGCUUUGUUGCAGCAUAUCCAGACAGAACUGCCACCAUAGACACCACUCACACUUUUGAGUUUCUCUCCCUAGACUCUUCCAGUGGUCUGUGGCAUGCAUCAAAUUUUGGGGAGGAUGUCAUUGUGGGUGUUAUUGACUCUGGUGUGUGGCCUGACCUUCUCAAUAUGCUUCCCCUCUAGACAUGGGAGCAGGUCAAAUUGACCCUAACAAAGCACUUGAUCCAGGUUUGAUAUAUGAUGCCACCCCACAAGACUACGUUAAUCUCCUUUGUGCUUUGAAUUACACACAAAAACAGAUCUUGACCAUUACAAGAUCAGGUUCCUAUAAUUGUGCUAAACCAUCGUUUGAUCUUAACUACCCUUCAUUUAUAGCUCUCUACAGCAACAAAACAAGGUCGGUCGUCCACAAAUUUAAGAGGACAGUGACCAAUGUUGGAGGUGGUCCUGCCAUAUACAGAGCCAAGGUGACAGAACCGAAGGGUUCUGUGCUGACAGUGUCACCUGAGACAUUAUCAUUCAGAUACAAAAAUGAGAAGCUAAGCUACGAUGUGCUGAUAAAGUAUAGGAAGUACAAAAAGGAAAAUAUCUCGUAUGGGGAUCUUGUUUGGAUCGAAGAUGGUGGAGCACACAGUGUUAGGAGCCCCAUUGUAGUGGCACCAAGUGGAAUUGUAUGAGCUGUAGUUUGAUUUUUCCCUGUUCUGGGCAUGAAAUCCUGGUUCUUUCAUGGGACCCAAAAUAAUAAAUAGUUUGCUGAAUAAGUAAUUUCGUAUUAGUUCCAUUUCCAGUGUCCUAUCAGUCAUAGCUAUUUAGGUGGUUGGUGUAGUUUUGUGGAAGGGUGAAUCACAUGGAUUUUUGGAAGUGUUGAAUACGGUAACUAAAAAUUCAUGUUUUAGACCCAAUAGGUAUCUUCUGCAACACAUGGCCUCAAUCUUUACUUGAAUAAGUGAUGGAUCACAGAAAGAAGAAGAAGAAUGUAGCCAAUAAGAGCCACGUAGAUUAACUCAUUCUUGCACUGCAAAUUCCUUUUAACUAGGAAUGCUGCUUACAAGUUUUUGCAAAAACAAAUUUUGA